AUGAGCAAUGAUUAUAACUAUAUGUUCAAAUUUAUAGUAGUUGGUGAUACAAGUAAUAAAAUCAAUUAAACUAUUUAAGAUGUAGGAAAAUCAUGUUUAUUAUUGUAAUUUACAGAAAACAAAUUUUGUGAUCAUACAGAAAGCACAGUUGGGGUUGAAUUUGGUUAUAAAACAAUAAAAUUAAAUGAUUAAAUGAUAAAGCUUCAGAUUUGGGAUACAGUAAAAAUAUUGACUAAAAUUUGAAAGGCAGGCUAAGAUUCAUUCAAAUCCAUUACAAGAUCUUAUUAUAGAGGAGCCAUUGGAGGAUUACUUGUAUUUGACUUUAGUAGAAGAUCAACAUUUGAAGACAUUAAAAAGUGGUUAAAAGAAAUUAAGACCUUUUCUUGUGAUAAGAUUGAAUUAGUACUAGUUGGCAAUAAAUCGGAUUUAUCAAAGAAAGAUGUUACAAUUUAAGAAGUUGAAGAAUAUGCAUAAUAAGAAAAGCUAGAUUUUUAUGAAACUUCAGCUAAAACAGGGAAAAAUGUCGAUGUUGUCUUUGAAAGUAUAGCUAAUAAAAUUUUAAGAAAAAUCGAAACCAAAUAAAUUAAUUUAGAUGAUUAAGUAAAUUAUUUAAUAAAAAUAGAUGUUAGGAAUUAAAGUAAAUUUUAAUGGAAAAAUGAAAAAAAAGAGUAAAUCUUAAAAUAAUUUAUCUCCAUAUUACAAUAUAACAUUGAAUGGAAAAUAAAAUGAUAAAGAAAAGGAUGACAAAAAAAGUUGUUGUUGA
This is a messenger RNA of Paramecium pentaurelia, 763 nucleotides long. The record is from the annotation of a GenBank genome assembly. Lineage: Eukaryota; Ciliophora; Oligohymenophorea; Peniculida; Parameciidae.